UCAAAACAAGAAGAAGAACCCAUUCCAACGCUAUGUAGCUAGCUGGCUACCAAAACCUCCGUAUGUGUUUGCAAGUUCAUAUAUAUCUCAGGGUUUUAUGCAUUUAGUGUCGGAGUUGUUUUGACAAAAUGCAUAACGUCAGGAUUUCCAUUCCAUCGUUCCGUUCAGAGGAUAAUCCGAUUGAGAAAGGGUACACGGUCUUUAAAAUCGAGGUGUUAAUGAAUGGCAGACAGCAUACAGUGAAGAAGCGCUACAGUGAAUUUCAUAAUCUGCAUAAAAUGCUGAAGAGGAGUAUAAAGCCACCUGAGAUCCCCUCUAAGCAUGUACGGAACUGGAUUCCCAAAGUUCUGGAGCAGAGAAGACACGGUCUGGAACUCUACCUACAGACUAUAAUUAUGGAGAAUGAAGUUCUCCCAAAGAUAUUCCUGGAUUUCCUCAACAUCCGCCACUUUCCCUCGCUGCCAAAAACAGAAAGUUGUGGGUCAUUUGAAACUGAAUCUGAAGAGUCAAGUAAACUGACCCAUCAGCCGGCCAUGCUCUACCAUAGAGACCCCUACCUGCUCCCGUCCACCCACGAUACAUUUUGUAAUGUUGUCAUAGAAGGAGUGAUACAUGGAAUAUUCUACCCAGACCUUCAACCAAGGUAGAGUGACUGUAUGCCAGCUUGGAGGACUUACUACUAACUCAUGAAGAGAAAGAGAUGAUUAAGAAAUUAACAGCUAGUAAGAGUCUGAAUUUUGUAAACAUUCUAAUAGUUGUGUGUGGAUAUAACAUUUUGUAGUUUGUUUCUGUGUUAAUGAAUAUCUUGAUAAUAUUUUAGAGCAAAUGCCUCAAAGAAAUGCAUUUUCUGAAUAAUUGUUAUUCAAAGAAUAACACUAUCAUGAUGUUAUGACAACAUUUAAGGUAAUGCAUAUGCAUAUAGGCUCGGCCUCAUGGACCCACAGGCUGUAUCCAUCUACUAAUGGUCUUUCACUCAAAUUAAGGUGAGACCUUGAGCAGUUUUACACUGUGAUAUGUUGGUGAAAUAACAUUACUAGGUCAAACACUUAACUCUAAUAUAUUAGCUAUGGAUUAAUGAAGGGCAACUGAUCAAACACAUCAAACGGGUGAUAAAAAGCUGAAAUAUAAAAAGGGAAGCUGAACUUGUACUGUCAGUGUAAUAAGCUGUCUUAUGUUCGUCUGCCUUACCUCAACUUUGAGUGUGUCCCUUUAUUUUAAGAAGAUCAAUGUGGUACAUUGCUGGUCUUUUUGAACUUGGGACUGCUGCUGUAAACCUACCGGGACUGCUGCUGUAAACCUACAAAAAGGCCAUUUACAUGCCAGUCAUUUUUGAUCAAAUUUAAAGUGACUGAAGCACUACAGAUCUUAGCGAUGCAGUAAUGUUCCGCAUAUGGUCAUGCUGUGUGUGUAAUUGAUAAGCCUCAUACACAGUUGAUACUUUUUCGAAGUAAGUUGAGCUUAGUUGGUCUAACAUUACUUUGUCAUUCAUUAGACAAUUAUGGGUGGCUAAUAAUAUAGAUACUCUAAAAGACAUGAGGAUGGUCUGGACAUUCUGUUGACUAGAAUUCUCUGUCAUCCUUGAUAUUUCUAUCCAAUGUGGUCUCUGUAAUGUGGGGUGGACAUUAGCACACUUAAAGCUAGAAUCCUUUAAUAAAACAACAGUGGUCAUCCUGCAUCCAUUUCGAUAGAAAGCUGAGGGAUGGGGCUGGAGAAAUGUAGCCUCUCUCAAAUUCAUAGACAGAGCUAUGGAUGCAAGGACUGACC
Molecule: messenger RNA, 1764 nt
Organism: Coregonus clupeaformis (lake whitefish)
Lineage: Eukaryota; Metazoa; Chordata; Actinopteri; Salmoniformes; Salmonidae
Gene: snx24
Product: sorting nexin 24
Exons: 7
Coding region: 129-647 (172 amino acids)
Molecular function (GO): phosphatidylinositol phosphate binding
Source: RefSeq, a predicted model, not a curated record